AUGAUGCUCAGCGUGGCCUCACUUGUUUGUUUCCUGCUGCUUGUCGACACGAAGGCGGAUCAAAAAGGUGUAAAAUGCGGCGGCAUCCUCUCUGCGCCAUCCGGCAACCUGUCCAGUCCAAAUUUCCCGGGCCUCUACCCGUAUAACAUCCACUGCUCCUGGCUCAUUGUGAUGCCGGAAGGUUCCUCGGUGCUGCUUACCUUUCAUCACUUUGAGCUGGAGUACCACACCCGCUGCGCUUACGACCAUGUGAAGAUCUACAACGGCGUGGCCGGCGACGAGGGCAACCUGCUGGGCACCUUCUGCGGCGACGCCCCCCCACCGGCCUUCUCCUCAUCCUGGAACGUCAUGUCGGUCAUCUUCCGCUCAGACCGUCACGUGGCGCAUACAGGCUUCAGUUUGGGCUACAGGAAAGACACGUGCGGCGGGGUGCUGACGGGACUGUCGGGCGUCAUCUCCAGCCCGGGUUACCCGGCGGAGUACAGCAACGACGCCGACUGCACGUGGCUUAUCCACCUGUCCAACAGCAGCGCAGUCACUCUUCUCUUCUUGGACUUCCAGAUGGAAAACAACGAGGGCUGCCACUUCGACUACGUGGCCCUGUUCGACGGGCCCACCGUGUCGCACCGCCACCUGGGUACGUACUGCGGGGCCGACAAGCCCCCUGCCGUCGUCACCACAGCCAGCCAGCUGUUGCUCGUCUUCAAAUCUGACUUCAACAUCGGGGGGCGGGGAUUCAAGGCGUACUACUUCUCAGGCGAAUGCCAGCAAGUGCUGUCAGACGUGGGCGGCAAUUUCAGCAGCCCCAACUUCCCGCAGAUCUACCCAAACAACAUCAACUGCCACUGGAGUAUCUCGCUGGCAGCCGACUACCGCAUCAAGCUCUUCUUCCCCGUCAUGGACCUGGAAGGCCGCAACAGCCUGACGGACACAUGCGACUAUGACUGGGUGGCCGUGUAUGACGGCGACGGCCAGGAGGCGGAAGGGCUGAUGGGACGCUGGUGCGGAGGCGAAAAGCCGACUUCGCUUGUCUCCCGGGGCAACAAGAUGCUGGUGGUGCUGAGCACGGACAGGGACGAGGCGCACAAAGGCUUCACCGCUUCUUAUCUCGGAGUGGUGCCCAUGAACGUGAGCUGCACCAGGUCGGAGUUCACCAUCCUGAUACCCCAGCAGUCGUUACCGCAGCUGGAGCGCGAGCGCAUCUACCUGGGCAACCCGUUGUGCACCGCCCAGCUGACGGCCACCUCUUACAAGAUCCUCGCCCAGUUCGUCAACUGCGGCACGGCCAGUCAGAAGCACCACAACGUCACCAUGCUGGUCAACAAGCUCUACAUCGACUUCUCCGACGGAGAGCGGCGCAACGUGCAGGAGUACAAGGUGCAGUGCGACGCCAUGCGCAAGGUGGCCUCUGCGUCCAUCGUCUCGGCCGAAGAACGCCGGCUGGAGCAGGAGGCCAGGCGGGGAGACGCCGCCGGCGGAGGGGGAGAAGCGGGGCGUGCCGAUGCCAAACCCCGCGACCUCAGCGAUAUCGUUUUCAUCAGCAUCUGCGUCCUGGCUGUCAUCCUCAUGGUGAUUGCCAUCGUCUGGCUCGUGUUGCUUUAGCCACAACAUUAGGUACAAUUACUGCUGUCAGUGUCAGUCAAGAGGGAUGCAGUAUGAAGUGGAGUGACACGAUUGAUGAAGCUGUAUUAAAGUGGUCA
This is a messenger RNA of Phyllopteryx taeniolatus (common seadragon), 1700 nucleotides long. RefSeq names its product CUB domain containing protein 2 (gene cdcp2). The transcript has 5 exons. Bases 1 to 1602 code for a protein of 533 amino acids. The record is from RefSeq and is a predicted model, not a curated record. Lineage: Eukaryota; Metazoa; Chordata; Actinopteri; Syngnathiformes; Syngnathidae.